Schizosaccharomyces japonicus yFS275 is the source of this 1434-nucleotide messenger RNA. Its product is annotated as inheritance GTPase. Bases 1 to 1434 code for a protein of 477 amino acids. The record is from RefSeq and is a predicted model, not a curated record. The transcript has 2 exons. Gene Ontology annotation, cellular component: mitochondrion. Lineage: Eukaryota; Fungi; Ascomycota; Schizosaccharomycetes; Schizosaccharomycetales; Schizosaccharomycetaceae. Gene Ontology annotation, biological process: mitochondrion organization.
AUGCACGAGAUACUCUCAUUUGCGUUUGGAGGAAAAUCCAACUUCGUGUCGACACAUUUUUGGAAUGCUCAAGAGAAGUAUCUUGACCAAGGCAAUGAUGCUCAGAUCGAUAGAGAGGUAGCUUUCUUCGAACGUAAAACAAACAAUAUUGGAGGUGAUGUUGUCUUUCAUCCCCGCACGCUCAUAUACGAUGACAGAGAUGCUUUUGGCACGACGAUUAAAAACUCUAAGCUUUUACAACCAGAUAUAGUCGAAAACAACAACAACAUUGACAUAUUCGGAUACGCAAAGAACGACAACAGAAAGACAGGUGAAGGCCCUGAGGACGUCAACACCUGGUCAGGAAAAACAGUCUGCGUUGAAGCUCCUCCACUUCCAUUGCACCCAUAUCAAGCUUGGCUAGACCAAGAAACAGACCCAGCGCAGGCGAACAAUGGCAUUACCAACAAAGCCGACAUUGAUUUGAACGCUUGUACAAGUUGGUCUGAUUUUCACAGGCUGUACUAUGACCCACGGUCUUUACAACCACUCAAGCUGCCAACAGGGUUUGCCGAUUGUUCAACAAACUCCUUCAUCACGGGACAGGACGCGUUUCAACAAAAGAAUGCCGAUAGUGACGAACAUUAUGUUUGGGAUACGGCCAUUCGUCCAUUGCUUGAGGAUUGCGAUAUGAUCCAAGGUUUUCAACUGUCAUUGGAUGUGUGCUCCGCUUGGUCUGGCUAUGCUUCCUCCUACAUACGUGGUAUCCAGGAUGAACUGGAGGAUGAGCGAAUUCCAUUGUGGAUAUUUGGAAUUCGUGAACAGCGUACUGUUAUGCAAGAAACGAAGCAGCACUUUAUGAAUGAAGCUUUGUUCAUGGCAAGCACGGCAGACGCAUAUUCAAAAUAUGUACCAAUUUGUGUAGAUACAACGGCCCAAAGUAUAUGGCACACGUCUGCUUUUGCCAGUGUUGCACUAGAGACAUUUACCCUUCCAACCCGUUUAACACGAGAAAAAAGAGUGCAGAUGAGUGACAUUGAGAGGGUCGUUUCUCUUACCCGAUCUUCCAAACUAUUCGGAAUGGAUGCAAUUGUGCUAGGUACGAAGAAGGCUUCUAUAAUCCAGAGAUGGGACGUCUCAUGGGGUUCGGGUACCGCACUACCGAAUACACUGGCUCCUGUGUAUCAAUGCUUCCGUGGAACGAACAUGGAAGAAGUUAACAGUUUGCUUGCACCAAAAUCAAUGCCUUCGGGACCUUCGCUGCAACUUGACAAACCAGCGUUUCCUGCAGAUGUAAAUACGCUUCCUGAAGAGCUGAAAAAGGUUCACGGUGUCGCUGUGUCCACCAGCGGAGGACCCAUCGGCUACGACAGUGACACCGAAGAGACAUUCAACUCUAAUUCGAAUUCUUUUCUCGAAAAAGAUCACCGUGGAGCAAUUGCAUCCGUCGUUUGA